Messenger RNA from Solea solea (common sole), 3655 nucleotides. RefSeq lists its product as uncharacterized. NCBI's taxonomy places the organism in Eukaryota, Metazoa, Chordata, Actinopteri, Pleuronectiformes, Soleidae. Gene Ontology annotation, cellular component: AMPA glutamate receptor complex. The record is from RefSeq and is a predicted model, not a curated record. Bases 232 to 909 code for a protein of 225 amino acids. Gene Ontology annotation, biological process: negative regulation of BMP signaling pathway. Gene Ontology annotation, molecular function: protein binding. The transcript has 3 exons.
CCUUCCGGACCGUGCGCAUAGACGCGCGCAGCUCCAGCAGAGCGCAGGAGAACCGUUGUGCUGGGGCAAAACCCCCGGGGUUAAACUCAACAGUGUUUGCGCUGCAACAAUGUAAGAAACUAAAACAUCUUUGUAAAAUACAAACUCCAGCUGGACCAGAGUGGAUGUUUCACUUCAGUGCAAACUUUUUUGUUGUUGUUGCUUUGGGACAAGGAGAAUCUUAAGAUAAACAUGGCAAAGUUGUCCAGUCGGCGCCUCUCCUUGGAGCGCAGGAUACGCACGGCCGCUCUGGCGCUCCUGCUUUACGCACAGACCGCCUUUGGCUUCUCAGUCGCCGGACAACAGGAGAGCACCUGUGAGGCCAACGGCAGCGUCUACUACGUCGGGGAAUGGUAUUUUCUGGACUCGGACCACUGCACCCAGUGUGAGUGCACUACCGAGGGCUCCGCGUGUGCCCGCACUGAGUGCACCUCCCUCCCGGCUGCGUGCAUCCAUGUCAGCCACUACCCCACCGACUGCUGCCCCAGGUGCGAGAAGAUCGGCUGCGAGUACCGGGGAGUGGUGUACGAACUGGGGCAGAAUUUCGAGCCUUCAGGAUGUGAGCAUUGCAAGUGCGAAAGUGACGGAAUCGCCCGCUGUAUAGUUGCAGACUGUGCUCCUCCCCCAUGUGUCAACCCCGUCUAUGACCCGGGGAAAUGCUGCCCUGAGUGCAAGGAGGGUCCUAACUGCUACGCUGAUGCCUCACGUGGUAAGGUGAUUCCUGCAGGAGAGCCCGUCUGGGUCGACCCGUGUACCAAGUGUCGCUGUCAUGAUGGGCAGGAUGCCAGCUACUGGGAGGGAAACCGCCUCGCCACCUGCUCCCGCCUGAAAAACUGCACACCAGAACAACCUUCCAUCCAGCAAAACUGAUUCACUCUGUCAGCAAAGAGUGUUGAAAUGCUGUCUCCUCAAAGCCGACAUCAGCCCGUGGUAAAACUUCUGUGUCAGGGAACGUGUCGAACUCUUCUCUGCAGCUAAAAACGUCAGCUUAAAUAUAGAGAUGUGAUGGAUCAUCUGGAACCACAGAGAAUUGUUGGCAACAGCAACAACUUUAAGGCUUUAAGCUCAGCUGCCAUUCCACAAAAAUAAUCCGUCCAAUAUUUUCAUGGCGCCGAUAAUGCGACCCAGUGAAUGGACCACCAUCUUUUUCCUUAUCUGAUCUGUGUUACGAUGACCACACCUGGAGGUCAGAGCUCCAGACUGACAGCACGUCACUGCAAAUCUGCAAAACCAGUGUCAACAAAGACAGGUCCAGAAUUUAUAUUUAAAGCUGUGGCCUCACUAUGUUGUUACUGUGUGCUUCCAUGGUGCAUUUCACUAAAUACAUAUAUAUUAAUUCAGAGUUUCUCAAUCCUGGUCCAGGGGACCCACUGCCCUCCAUGUUUUAGAUGUUUCCUUGUUCCAAAAUACCUUAUUAAAAUAAAUGGGUUGUACUGCCCUUGUAGCGUGUGAACUUAGCUAGACAGCCAGCUCACAUUGAAGUCCUCCAAGAAAUACACAAGGCGUGACAUUUUUUUGCCUUUACUGUGGUAACUGUCUUACACAUGACUUUUUGUUGAUUUUGUUUUGUCAAAAAAUUACAGCAAAAACACAAAUGAGCAUACAAAACAUAAAAUAUUCUGUGCAGCUACAACCUGCAGGUGAAUCAAUAAAAUUAGCUUAGCUAGUACUGCAAUCUGAGUAGUGAAUAAACAAGUUUUCUGACUAUGUUUAACACAAAUACAGGGCUGUGGGUCCCUGGGACCAGGACUGAGGAACCCUUUAUUAGUAACUGCAGACUUAACCCCAAGACCAACAGACAAGUCCUGGUUAGUACCAGUAGAGGGUUACUAGUGGAGGAUCAACAAAGUCCAACAGAGUAGAAUGGUGUAUUUGUCUGGUUUGAUAUGAAGUAAAGCCAAGGAAGUAAGAUGGAAGUAGCAUUUAACCACCACCGGUUUUGUAAAAUAUGUUCCCAUUUAGAGGAAAAUAAUCAAGUGGACACGAGUGUGAUUGACAGCAAGUAUCACCCAAUAGGAGACUCAAAAAACGACAUAGUGCAUAGUACAAAUGACAAAUCACGAGGCUUCAAAAUGGUAAUGUGUUUUUCAUGGGCCCUUGACAGGUUAAAAAGAACAGAUAAGAUUUCGUAGUAGACAGGAAGAUGAAUGGUAGCCUUUAAAAACAAAAACUGUGAAAAGAUGACCUUAGAUGCAGGAAAAACAGCAGCCCAUUAUUACUUCUGAGGAGGAAUAUAAUAAAACAUAUCUAAUAGAAACCAGCAACAGCACUUCUGUUUCAGUUUGGACGGUAAAUCUGCUCCAGAUAUUUGCUUUUUAACAUUCUAUCUUGUAGACGGUUAUACGUCAACAAGGUUAGCUACAGGAGAUCAAUAGAGUUUUUAGAUGUUGUAUAUAAAAAAACCCUGAGGCUAUGUUUGUUUUGAAUUUCAAACAGACCUGCGGUGGUAAACGAUGGCCACAACAAAGCCGAUGAGAGUAUAUUGGCCGUUAAGGAAAUGUAAUUGACCUGUCACAGGUUGAUGCAGCAGCAAAAUGUAUGCACAGCUGUGAUGCAAUUUAGAGUAGAAAAAUGUCACGGCCGGAGCGAUAAAUAAUUUGUAACUGCUCUGUAAAUUUGAAAGUUCAAUUUCCAUGCUAACUGAAACAAAAUGAACGAGACUCUGGCCUGAGACAUUAUAGCAGACAUAUAGGGACUGUACAGUAGUUGUUGACACGGGCAACAGACAUUGUAAACAAGUGUUUUGAUUGUUAUUUUGUGCAGGUGCACUGUUGAGUUACUGCAUUUCUUUUUUUUUAUACAGUAUAUUUUAUAUAAGUCUAUAUAACAUUCUGCUUUAUAGGAGUAAAAUGAUCUUUUAUAACAUCCAAAAUCAAAGUGCUUAAUGACACACAGCAUGAAGUAUAUCCUCGUUUUAUAUGCAGCUGAUUUUCCUACAAUAAUAAAGUUGUUAUCAUCUUUAACUUUGAUGAUAAGGGAACUUUGAAUGGAAAAUAAUUGAGUUACAGUAUGUGUUAAUGCACAGUGUAAGCUGCCUCUGCAUGAAGAACACCUGCUGUUACAGCUCACAAGUUUAACAUCCUGAAAUCUCCAUGAAAAUAUGUUUUUAACGCAACAUUUGGCUUUAACUGCUUACAUCACCUUUUUUUUUUCUUCCCCCAGACGACUUUGUGGAGGAAAUCAUACGGAACAAACACCGUGAGAAUAUAAAUGAACGGCACAUGAAGGGCUUUUCCGCCACAGACAUCAUGUAAAUUCAUGUUAGACAAGUUAAAUGCUGAGAUUGCGAGUAUUAACACUACUUAGCUGUAAAUAAUCUUCCGUGCAAACAUAGAAACAUAGUGUCGUGUAGCAUGAGAGUGGCUUCACUCUUGUACCAAAGACCAUUUUUUAAAGCUCCACUGUGUAACUUCUGACCCCAGUUUCCAGUUUUGACCUAGAGUUUCCUUUUUUGUCCAAAUUCCAACUGUUCUCUUUCAACAUUUGCUUCAGUAUCUCACUACAUCACUCAUGUUUCAGAGAACAAGGUUAAUUCCUUAACCUACAGUCCGCUGCCAUCUGGCCACAUUGCUAUAGCUACUCUAUAGUUAUGCUGUGUUCACACUGGACGCAGCGC